UGCUGAUGUGCCGCUGACAGACAAGAACAAAAGGUCCGAAGCCGUAGGGUAAGGAACGUAGAAAAAAGAAACAAACGAACCCCGAAACUCCGGUCUCAACGGCUUUCGUUGGGAGGCUUUUCCUGUCUUCCACUUUCUUCUUUUCCUUCGUCAGAUGGUCAUUCGACUUUGCUCAUACCAGACUGGCUCGGUCCACGUUGUUCCCCCAUAACCACUCUGCCUUUUCCCUACGUACAGGGUGCCGCUCCCAAGGACCCGUUUAAGGUUUCUGACAGAAAGACACUUAUGUUCCUGGACCUGGUCAAAGACCCCAGCACGCGCUCCCCCUCUCCGUCUCAUUCUUACGUUCGCGGAUCUCCAAUCCAACGUCCAGUUUGCGGCACAUCCUGGCUAGGCACACGAGCCCUCACUUGAGAACACCAGGCGACGUCGAUCGGAGACGGCGGUAUCAAUCGCUCCUCGGUGAUAGAGUCGAGCAGGAACCGCGGGAAGGGAAACGGGACAGAAUACGCCGCUCGUACGUCUUCUUCUCGAGCCUGGUUUGAGCCAGCAUCGCACAAGUCAUGGCGGACACCACCACAGCAAGAGCAGAGGCCGAUCAGCCCGAAAAGUCGCCCUCACCUCCUCUGCCUCAAUCGGGACACCGCUCGCGAUCAGGAUCGGGCGGACGGCAGACACCACCACAGCAGGACUUUGAAGCGGAGAACGUGGUCGAGGCCGACACGGAAGAUGACGGCGCGUCGUCGCGGGCGGGAGACGAGGUCUGGGACGAAGGGUUCGACGGCAGCAGCAUCGGCAACCACUCGGCCUCGACGUCGCUAUCCAACAGCGUGCGCGACUACGUCUUUGAGAACACCCGGCGGUAUCACAAGUACAUGGAGGGCCGGUACCUGAUGCCCAAUGACGAGCCGGAGCAGGAGCGUGAGGAUAUGAAGCAUGCCAUGUGCGUCAAUGUCAUGGAUGGAAAGCUUCAUUGCGCGCCGUUGGAGAAUCCGCAAAAGAUUAUUGAUAUUGGUACGGGGACGGGAAUCUGGGCUAUUGAUAUGGGCGACGAGUACCCAGAAGCAGACAUAUCCGGCAUCGACCUGAGCCCAAUCCAACCAACCUGGGUACCCCCUAAUGUCCGCUUCGUCGUUGACGACGCAGAGGCAGAAUGGGUCUGGCCGCCCUCCUCCCUCGACUUCGUGCACGCGCGGCACAUGUGCAUGGCCGUCAAGAACUGGCCGCGUAUGCUCUCCCAAGCCUUCACCGCGCUGAAGCCCGGCGGCUGGGUUGAGUUGCAGGAGCUGCGCUUCGUCCUGCAGUGCGACGACGGGACGAUGCCCGGGCCCGAGGAGUACGGCUACGGCAAGUUUGUGGACCUCUGCAUGUCCGGGUUCCGGAGCUUCGGCAUCAACCCGCUGGCGAUGGAGAGGAAUUCGGAGAUGCUCCGCGAGAACGGGUUCGAGAAUGUUGUUGAAAAGGUGUGGAAGGUGCCCAUCGGGACGUGGCCGCGAGACCAAAAGCUCAAGACGAUUGGGCUGUAUAACCGCAGCAUGCUCAUUGAUGCGCUUCAGGCUGUGAGUAUGGCGCCGUUGACGAGAGGGCUCAAAUGGAGUCCUGCCGAGGUGGAAGUGUUCCUGAUUGAUGUGCGGAAGAGCCUGAUGAAUGUGUCGAUACACUCGUAUCUGACGUUCCAUGUGGUGUUCGGACAGAAGCCUUAUGAUGGCUACUAGAUAUGAGAGGGAUUUGGCGUUUGCUGGUAUAGGAGUUUGGCAGUGGUUGCACCAAUGUUGUAAAGAGUUGGGAGGAGGAUUUCUCAGCCAUCAACUUAGGAUUCAUUCGAUUUUAUCAGGGCCAAGAUGUCCAUGAACUAUUAGCACCGAGUGCCACAGAUACCUCAUUACGUGGCAGACCACGAUUCUCAUAUGCCCUUCAUGGUGUACCAAGACAGUACGGUCAAGCAGGCCGUCUAUAUAGGGUACCUAGAGUCUCAAGGAGUCGCUGGCUGAGGGUACUAGAUGUUCCCCUUAACUAAUCUACAAGUAUUCCC
Messenger RNA from Colletotrichum scovillei, 2032 nucleotides. RefSeq names its product methyltransferase domain-containing protein. The record is from RefSeq and is a predicted model, not a curated record. Bases 564 to 1715 code for a protein of 383 amino acids. Gene Ontology annotation, molecular function: methyltransferase activity. Lineage: Eukaryota; Fungi; Ascomycota; Sordariomycetes; Glomerellales; Glomerellaceae. The transcript has 2 exons.